GCGGCGGCUGCGGCCCCGACCCCAAUCAGUCCCGUUUAGGCGGCCAUCGGCGGGGUUCGUACGUGCGCUCAGGGUUUAGGCGGGCGCCGCUGAGGAGAAGGAGGCAGCGGCAGCAGCAGGGCAGCAUGCCGGGCAGCGACACGGCGCUGGCCGUGGACAGGACAUACUCCGACCCGGAGAGGCACCGGCGCCGCAAGACGCGGGUGGAAAGACAUGACAUGAAUACCCUGAGUUUACCGCUUAACAUUCGCCGUGGAGGCUCUGACACUAACCUGAACUUUGAUGUACCAGAUGGGGUUCUGGAGUUUCACAAAGUUAAACUCAGUGCAGAUAGCUUGAAACAGAAAAUCCUCAAGGUUACAGAACAAAUCAAAGUUGAACAAACAGCUCGAGAUGGCAAUGUGGCUGAGUAUUUGAAACUGGUAAAUAGUGCCGACAAGCAACAGGCUGGGCGCAUUAAGCAAGUCUUUGAGAAAAAGAACCAGAAGUCUGCCCACUCCAUUGCCCAGCUACAGAAGAAAUUGGAACAGUAUCACAAAAAGCUCAAAGAUAUUGAACAAAAUGGAUCUUCCAAAACUACUAAGGAUACUUCCAAAGAUAACUUGAAAGAUAUUCAACAUGGCAAGUCUCGUACCUCUGGGCACGGAACAGAGAGCAGCAAGUCGGGUGUGCCAGGCGUGUCUUUGACACCACCUGUCUUUGUUUUCAGCAAGUCUAGAGAGUUUGCAAACCUGAUCCGAAACAAAUUUGGUAGUGCAGACAACAUUGCUCAUCUCAAAAACACCUUGGAUGAAUUUCGGCCAGAAACAAGUUCCAGAACAUACGGGGGCAGUGCCACUAUCGUUGCCAAACCAAAAUACGUUAGUGAUGAUGAAUGCUCAAGUGGGACCUCUGGCUCAGCAGACAGUAAUGGGAAUACUUCCUUUGGUCCUGCUGUGGCAAGUACUCUGGACAGCCAAGGAAAGCUUUCCAUGAUUUUGGAGGAAAUAAGAGAAAUCAAGGAGACACAGUCGCAAUUAGCUGAUGAUAUAGAGAAUUUAAAAACACAGUUUAAAAGAGACUAUGGCUUUAUUUCUCAGAUGUUACAAGAGGAAAGAUAUAGAUAUGAAAGAUUGGAGGACCAGUUAAAUGACCUCACUGAUCUACAUCAACAUGAGACAGCAAACUUGAAACAAGAGCUAGCCAGCAUAGAGGAGAAAGUGGCCUAUCAGGCGUAUGAGCGAUCACGGGAUGUUCAGGAAGCCUUGGAAUCAUGCCAGACCCGGGUCUCCAAACUGGAGCUCCAUCAGCAAGAACAGCAAGCACAGCAGUCUGAAACCAUUAAUGCCAAAGUGCUCCUGGGGAAAUGUAUCAACGUGAUCCUGGCCUUCAUGACUGUCAUCUUGGUGUGCGUUUCUACCAUUGCGAAGUUCAUUGCUCCGAUGAUGAAGAGCCGCUUUCAUAUCAUCUGCACUUUUUUCGCAGUGACGCUGCUGGCAAUAUUUUGUAAAAACUGGGAUCAUAUUGUGUGUGCCAUAGAAAGGAUGAUUGUACCGAGAUGAAGCCGCUGGCCUGGCUGCGUUCCUUUUUUUUUGUUACCGCUCCCCUCACUGUUUUGUAAGUGCAGUGUGUAUACAAAUUAUUUUUGUCAGUUUCAGUGUGCAGACUGGAGGGAGAAGGCUACAAAGACU
This is a messenger RNA of Neopsephotus bourkii (Bourke's parrot), 1670 nucleotides long. It is a transcript of the gene TMCC3, whose product is annotated as transmembrane and coiled-coil domain family 3. Bases 126 to 1541 code for a protein of 471 amino acids. The record is from RefSeq and is a predicted model, not a curated record. The transcript is spliced from 4 exons. Gene Ontology annotation, cellular component: endomembrane system. NCBI's taxonomy places the organism in Eukaryota, Metazoa, Chordata, Aves, Psittaciformes, Psittacidae.